Molecule: messenger RNA, 2121 nt
Organism: Saprolegnia parasitica CBS 223.65
Lineage: Eukaryota; Oomycota; Saprolegniomycetes; Saprolegniales; Saprolegniaceae
Exons: 2
Coding region: 1-2121 (706 amino acids)
Biological process (GO): lipopolysaccharide biosynthetic process
Cellular component (GO): membrane
Molecular function (GO): acyltransferase activity, transferring groups other than amino-acyl groups
Source: RefSeq, a predicted model, not a curated record
AUGACCGUUGCUCUAGACGCUUUGCUGCCGGCGCCGGACGUGUCGCCGACACCGCACACAUACCGCCCCGACGUCGACGGCCUCCGAACCCUUGCGGUGGUCCCUGUUCUCGUCUUCCACGCGUACCCGGCGUUCUUGCCCGGUGGCUUUAUCGGUGUCGACGUCUUCUUUGUCAUUUCCGGCUUUCUCAUUUCCGGCAUCCUCUUCAAAGAGCACCAGCGCGGCAGCUUUACGUACGCGGGCUUUUACGUCCGGCGCGUCCGGCGCAUCUUCCCGACGCUCCUCGUCGUUUUGGUCGUGACGUUCUGGCUCGGGUACCUCUACCUCAUGGCGCCCAAGCUCAAGGCGAUGGCGGCCACGAUGCUGGCGGGGUCGCUCUUCAGCGCCAACCUCCAAGUGCUCUCGCUCCAACAUUCGUACUUUGACAUUGACGUCAAGACGAACCCGCUCUUGCAUCUCUGGUCGCUCGGCGUCGAGGAGCAGUUUUACAUCUUUUGGCCGCUGCUCGCGUCUAUCGUCAUGCGUCUGAGUUACCGCAAGGCGAUCGCGCUGCAACUGACCGUGCUGGUCGCGAGCUUUGCCACCAACGUUUGCUUUCUCGGCUACGAUGGCAACAACAAAAUGUCGUUCUACAUGCCGCUGAGCCGGUUUUGGCAAAUGUCGCUGGGCGGUCUCCUCGCCUACCUCCACAUGCACGGCGUCGCCAUCACGAGUCGUUGGGGACGCCAUUGCGUCUCCGCCGUCGGCUUGGCUUGCGUGCUCCUCGGCUUGCUUUGCAUUGACGAGACGAGCGCGUUUCCCGGCUACUAUGCGCUGCUCCCGACAAUCGGGGCGACGCUUUUGAUUGCCGCCGGCGCCGACGCAAGUGUCAACACAUACCUUCUCAGCAACCGCGUCGCCGUCUACGUCGGCAAGAUCAGCUACUGCCUCUACCUCUGGCACUGGCCGCUCCUCCCGAUCACGAUGCUGCUGCUCAGCGUCGUCUUGAGCGUCGCGACGUACGAAGACCUCGAGGGACGACUCCGGCGGCACCACUCCAAGUGGGUUACGCCACUUCUCGUGGUUGGCAUGAUGGCAGUCGCGGUGGUCGCCGGUUGCGCCUACACGGACCCGGCAAGCUUCUCCGCCACCGAGAUCGAGAUUGCCAAUGCGCCGUUGCCGCCGAUCGUCAAUACCACGACCCUCGAUGCGACAGCGGUGCCGCGGGCGAUGACGACGGUGCUACAGACCAAGCAAGCCAUGGCCGACGGCAACUGGAACGUCCGGACAACGAGUUGCGCGCCUGACGCUAUUUACAUCACCGGCGCCACAUCACCGGCGCCGUUUCCGUUCAAGGACCCGGUGAAUCCGGGCUACCCCGAACGUUGCGAGGUGAUCAACCCGGGGCUCGAAGCGGACGGCACGCUUGUUGUUCUCGGGGACUCACACGCCGACAUGUCGGUGCCCCGGUUCAUGCAGCUCUUUGACGAUGCAACCGCGUCCAAGACGCCGUUUCCGACGAUCGUCUUCAAGAACCGGUGGGGCCGCGCGAUGCUGCCGUGCCGCCCCGAGUUUGCAGAAAACAUGCACAUGCUCGCAACGGUCAAGCCGCAAGCCGUCCUCCUCGUCGUGCAUUGGAUCCAGUUUCUCAACCCGGGUGCGCCUAACGACCGGCCGUACACGAACCCGCCCAAGUGCUGUUUGUACGAGUUUGUGGCGUGCAAGGAGCAAAACACAGACGACGUGCGCCAUAUGUUUGAGUCGCUCCAAGCCGAGCUGCUCAAGCUCUCACGCCUCGGCAUCAAGGUAUUUGUCGUCGACCAGAGCCCCGAGUACCCGCAGAUGGUGCCCGACACGUGGGUCAGUGGCACCAGCGUCAAGGUGCCGGCGCCAAUUAGUCGGUCGGCGUUUCGUAAAGAAAAGGCGUGGUUCCUCGACCCGCUCCAUGCCGCUGUGAAAGCCGCGAACGCGACGCUGCUCGACUACGCCGACAACUACUCGAACGGCGACACGGUCCUGCUCACGGACGCGACGGGGUAUCCGACCAUGUGCAGUGGUAACCACUUGAACGCACGCACGUCGCGCACACGCCUGACAAUCUUGGAUCAAGUUGUCGCGGCCGCACGGACGUCUGCACUGUAA